UUUGAUGUGAGAUCACUAAAAUAAACAAAAUAUUCAAAAUCAGUUUUCAUGUUUUCUUGCUUUAUCGCAAGUUUUUAAUACAUAUCCUGUACUUGCACUACAAGGCGUAACUUUGGAAAAUAAACAUGCCAAUUGGAAUGGAUCAAAGUCAUUUUCUGAUGGAGAAACUCAAGAAAUAUGACAGCCAAAUUCAGGGUAAAGAUGAACGAAUUGUCCAACUCGAAACUGAAAAUGCCAUGCUGUAUCUACGCCUGGCUAAACUCCAGGGUCAGUUCAGAGCCAACCAAGAAGACACAACACAUUGGAAACGCAUGUGCUCAUUUGAACAAAAUCAGAGGAGACAAAUAGUACCAGGAUUCUCUGAUGUAUCAAAACAUGUGCAGAGUUUAAGGCAGGAGUUAGAAGAGCUCAAGUUGAAUGUGUCUUCCAUGCCAACUAAUCUAGGGGGUCUAUGUAACAAUGUAGUGGAGAAGGUAGAUGAACAUAGCAGGAAAUACAAACUACAUAGCUCAAGUUUAACAGAUGUCCAGCAGAAACUUGUAGAGACUGAGUCUCAGCUACAUGAUGCCUUAGAAAGACAUGCCAAAGAGAAGAAAAGACGCAGGGAGCUGCACAACACUCUCAUGGAAUUACGUGGCAACAUCAGGGUACAUUGCAGAGUGCGCCCUCUAUUGGAUUUUGACCGGGGCUCACAAGACGUCAAAACUCUGGGAAGAGUUGGCUCACAGUCAGAGGUUGUGGUUCAUGUUUUAGAUGAUGAGAAUGUUUGCAUUAAGACAAGCAAGCAGACAAAGGCAUUUGAAUUUGAGAGAGUGUACUCCCCUUUAGAGAAUCAGGACACAGUGUUUGAAGAGGUUCAGCCCAUGUUGACUUCGCUUCUAGAUGGGUACAAUGUGUGCAUCAUGACUUACGGUCAAACAGGAAGUGGUAAAACACAUACAAUGUUAGGUAGCCAUAGCAACGAUGAAUACCAUCCAUCCAAAGAGCCUCAUAAACAGGAAGGAAUUAUACCCCGGGCUGCAAGAGAAUUAUUUAGCUUGAUAUCAGAGAAGCCCCCAGAUACUCAUUCAGUUGAGGUUUCUGUUGUUGAGAUCUACAAUAAUGACAUCCGUGACCUUCUUAGUGGGGACCCUAAUGCCAAACAUGAUGUAGUGACAGCCAGUGAUGGAUCUCUCUAUGUCCCAACAGUCUCUUGCAAGCCAGUUGAGACAGUCUAUGACGUCAUGUGUUCAGUUCAACAUGGACUCCAGAUGCGUAGCGAAUCACCCACCCUUGUACAUGAGCACUCUAGUAGAUCGCAUCUCAUCGUCACGUUGACCUUGACAACUCAGGCCAAUUACUUAAACCCAGUAGGAUCAUCAGGGGCAGAAUCUCCAGCGCCAUCUUCUGCCAGAUCACCUAUUGAUCCAACAUUCGCAGUUCCAAGUACUCCCACUAAAGACAAGCAGCGUAGACAAUUGCCGCCCCAGCCUCCUCCGCCAUCUUUCUCUAUAAGGUCACGUUCUCCAUCCCCAAUAAGAUCGAUGACCCCCACACUUUCUGGAGCCAUAAAAACUAAGCUCCAAUUGGUUGAUCUGGCAGGAAGUGAAUGUGUUGGUAUGUCCGGCGCUACAGGGGACAGACUACGUGAGACUUCAAACAUCAAUAAAAGUCUCUCAGCCCUAGCUGAUGUUUUAGGAGCCCUGGCUGAGCACAGAUCACAUGUCCCAUAUAGAAACAGCAGAGUGACACAUCUCUUACAGGACUCCAUAGGAGGUGAUGCAAAGUUGUUAGUGGUGGCCUGCGUGUCUCCAGCAAAACGCUACCUCACCGAGUCAUUACAGUGUCUUGGAUUCAGUCAGCGGGCACGCCAAGUCCAGCGUGGACCAAUCAAACGCAAGCUUCCACCAGCUGUAGAGAAGAUCGGCCCAGGAGAUUCAACCAAUCGCAGCGCAUCACCCAGACCAAGAUCUGCAGGGCCCUUGAGACAAUGAAUUGAUUUAUCUUAGGAUUACCUGAUGUAUUAAGCAUUAACAUUACAUUCAGUUCAAUAAUCCUUCCACUUUUAUUAUUUUUUAAUUUAUAUAGGACUAUGUGUUCUCACAAUAUCAGGUUUAGUGUCACUAAGACAUGUAAAUAGGUAUUCAUUGUAUUACGAAAGAUGUUUGAACAAGAUUUUUAGUUUUGUCUCUUUAUGUAAAGAAUCAUGUAUUAAAUUGGUUAAUGUGGCGUUACCAUGUCACAGAUCAAACAAGUACGUUUAUGUUACUCAUGUCAAUUUAACACUGGUCCGGUAGGGCAAUUAUUGGAGCUGUUGUCAAAUAUAGUUUUGCAAGAGUAAGAGGUCCUAUACAGUGUUUCAUCUAAAGUACUUCAACUGUCAGUUUUGUGACUUGAUUAAAGCAGCGUCUGUAUAAUAUGAUUCAUGAAAACUCAUAAAGUGAAUGCAGGUCUAUGCGAGGAUCCAAGGGUUAAAUGUGGACAUUCGUGUUAAACAAGAUAUCACAGUUGACUCAUUCAAUACUUGGGCAAAAAGCACUAUAAUACUG
Messenger RNA from Owenia fusiformis, 2528 nucleotides. Lineage: Eukaryota; Metazoa; Annelida; Polychaeta; Sabellida; Oweniidae. The record is from the annotation of a GenBank genome assembly.